This is a messenger RNA of Aspergillus melleus, 525 nucleotides long. RefSeq names its product GNAT family N-acetyltransferase. Gene Ontology annotation, biological process: protein acetylation. The record is from RefSeq and is a predicted model, not a curated record. Lineage: Eukaryota; Fungi; Ascomycota; Eurotiomycetes; Eurotiales; Aspergillaceae. Gene Ontology annotation, molecular function: N-acetyltransferase activity. The coding region runs from base 1 to 525 and encodes 174 amino acids. The transcript is spliced from 2 exons.
AUGUCAGACCAACCCACUCUCCGACUAGCAACGCCCGAGGAUGUCCCUAUAAUCCUCCAAUUCAUCCGCGAACUGGCCGAUUACGAAAAAGCCCUCCACGAAGUCGAAGCCACCGAAGAGUCUCUCCUCGCCACGCUCUCCUUCCCCGACACCCCACCUCAGCGCGGCGCCGUCUACACAGCCCUGAUUACCCCUCCCAGCACCCCCUCGCAACCAACCCCCAAGCCCGUCGGCAUGGCCCUGUUCUUCUACAACUACUCGACGUGGCGGUCCGCGCCGGGCAUCUACCUCGAGGAUCUGUAUGUGCAGCCGAGCGCGCGUGGGAAUGGCUACGGGUUCAAGCUGCUCAAGUACCUCGCCGCGAAGGUGUUGGAGGUGAAUGGACGGCGCCUGGAGUGGAGUGUGUUGAAGUGGAAUGAGCCGAGUAUUAAGUUCUAUGAGCAGGUGGGCGCGGUCUCGAUGCAUGAUUGGUUGAAGAUGAUGGUUGAGGGGCCGGCGUUGGAUAAUUUGGCGAAGGGGGUUUGA